This is a messenger RNA of Penicillium paradoxum, 513 nucleotides long. RefSeq lists its product as uncharacterized. The transcript has a single exon. NCBI's taxonomy places the organism in Eukaryota, Fungi, Ascomycota, Eurotiomycetes, Eurotiales, Aspergillaceae. The coding region runs from base 1 to 513 and encodes 170 amino acids. The record is from RefSeq and is a predicted model, not a curated record.
AUGGGCUGGUUCGACGGUAAAUCAACCGCUUCAUCCGUGGGACAUGUGCGCCGGCGGUCGCCCGCCUCCAGCACGCAUAGUGGACGCAGUUCGCGCAGCAAAUCAGGCCAUUCCACUCACCACUCGCAAAAGUCUGCACCAUCCUUCUUGGGAACACGAAGUGGAGGGCGAUCAAGCCCAUCAGUCUUCUCCUCAUUCUCAUCUUCGUCGCGGCGGGCUCGGCCCCGCGAGGGAUUUGUGCAGCGCAUGAUCCGCGACAUCAAGCGGCUGUUCCGUGACAUCUAUCGCUGGGCUCGUCGGAAUCCAAUGAAGGUCUUCAUGAUGGUCAUUGUGCCUCUCCUGACCAGCGGUGUUCUGCCGAGGCUGCUCGCCAUGAUUGGGAUUCGCUUGCCGCAUGCGAUCACCAAGGCCCUCGGUGGUAGCUCGAAGUCUCAUGGAUCAGAUAAUGGAGGUGGCAGAGGAAUGUCUGAGCACAUCAGCAGCUUGAUGAACAUUGCCAAGAUGUUCACAUAG